Molecule: messenger RNA, 594 nt
Organism: Trichomonas vaginalis G3
Lineage: Eukaryota; Parabasalia; Trichomonadida; Trichomonadidae
Exons: 1
Source: RefSeq, a predicted model, not a curated record
AUGUAUAGACAAAUACCUUUAACUGUUGCGUUCAGUAGUGAAAACCCUGACGUCAAAAUAAAGGGGAACAGAGUAACGUUUAAGUUUCCAACAGACUGGAUUGUGAACAUAAAUGAAGAGAAGUACAUUGGCAUAACAUCUAUGUAUAUAACACGUGCUUUCAGAAAGGUUGACUUUAUACUUCAAGUCGAGAUAGAAAAUGACGAACAGUCUUUAAGCGCCCAAAACAUUCACAUAUACAAAUACUUUAAAGACGAUACAACAUUGCAACAAUGUAUGAUUUCAUUUAAUGAGAUGUUCGAGAAAAAGUUCAACAUUGAAGUACAAACUUUACAGCCUUUACGUGAGUUUCUUGCACAACUGAAAGAAGAAGGUAGUCAGCCACAACUUAUAGACUUUCAUUAUGAAUUUAAUGAAAAUGAAGAUGGAACUCAUGACUGUCAAUUCAUUGUAUUCUCACCAUUCAAUGAAGUCGCUAAAAAGAAAGAAAAUCCAUUACGUAUAAGAUUUCAAAUCUCCGAACCAAGUGAUGAUUUUAAGAAUGUUUUCAAUUAUGAUGCAAUGCUUCCGAGGAAAAAUGAAUUUUCAAAGAUU